CUUGCGGCGCUGCGUUACGUCGGCGCUGUGCGUGCCGCAAGAUGGCGGCGGGGCGGUGCGGGGCGGACGGGGCCUAGUGAGGAAGAGGAGGAGGAGGAGGAAGAAGAACCGCCACCCUCCGGGCCGCCCAUGGCCUCGGAGCCGCCUCAGGAGCCUCGUCCCAUCCGAGCAGCACCGCUACGAGACCGUUCUAAGGGCUGCUGAGAGCUGCAGCCCUGUUGUGUGGCUGUGGGUUGAGACCAGGCCUGUGUGUAGGCCCCACCAUGUCCGAAGCUCAGCCCCAUGGGCAGCACCCCCAGCCCAACCACACCGGGGCCGCUGGGGGAACCAAUAGGGCCGGGAGGAACGCGGCCCUCAAUCAAAACCCGUUAAUUAACGUCCGAGACCGGCUGUUCCACGCGCUGUUCUUCAAGAUGGCAGUGACCUACGCGAGGCUUUUCCCUCCUUCCUUCCGUCGGGUCUUCGAGUUCUUCGUGCUGCUCAAGGCUCUCUUUGUGCUCUUCAUCCUGGCGUACAUUCACAUCGCCUUCUCCCGUUCACCCAUCAACUGUUUGGAGCAUGUGAGGGACAAAUGGCCGCGUGAUGGCAUCCUGAGGGUGGAAAUCCAGCGCAACUCCAGCCGGGCCCCCAUCUUCCUGCAGUUCUGUGGUGCUGAGAAGUUCCCAGGAAUGGUAGUUGAGCCCACGGCUGAGGAGGAGGAGGAGGAAGAAGAAGAAAUGACAGUGGAUAUGUUUGAAAACAGCUCUAUCAAGUUUGAGCUGGAUAUAGAGCCCAAGGUGUUCCUCAAGCCAUCCCGGAUGAGCAGCACCGAGGCGCUGGCCCACAACGAAAGCCAGGAGUUCUCAUUUAGUGAAGCAGCCACUAAAGGUAUGCAGCCUCUGCGGGAGACUGUGUCCGAGUUUGAGAUGCUAGCCAGAGCAGUGUGGCCACAGGAGGAGUACAUUGUGGAGUAUUCCUUGGAGUAUGGGUUCCUGCGCCUGUCCCAGAGCACGCGGCAGCGCCUCAGCAUCCCUGUGAUGGUGGUGACUUUGGAUCCUACCAGGGAUCAGUGCUUUGGGGACAGGUUCAGUCGUCUGUUGCUUGAUGAGUUCCUGGGUUAUGAUGACAUCCUGAUGUCAAGUGUCAAAGCCUUAGCUGAAAAUGAAGAAAACAAAGGUUUCCUUCGCAAUGUGGUGUCUGGGGAGCACUAUCGCUUUGUCAGCAUGUGGAUGGCCAGGACAUCUUACCUGGCAGCCUUUGUCAUCAUGGUUAUAUUUACUCUGUCUGUUUCGAUGCUCUUACGCUACUCACACCAUCAGAUCUUUGUCUUCAUUGUUGACCUAUUACAGAUGCUGGAAAUGAACAUGACAAUUGCAUUCCCUGCAGCUCCCCUGCUCACUGUUAUUCUGGCUCUAGUAGGUAUGGAGGCCAUUAUGUCAGAGUUCUUCAAUGACACCACGACUGCGUUUUACAUCAUCCUCAUCGUGUGGCUGGCUGACCAGUAUGAUGCCAUCUGUUGCCACACCAAUACGAGUAAGAGGCAUUGGCUCAGGUUCUUUUAUCUGUACCACUUUGCCUUCUAUGCCUACCACUAUCGGUUCAACGGGCAGUACAGCAGCCUGGCUCUGGUCACCUCAUGGCUGUUUAUUCAGCAUUCAAUGAUUUACUUCUUCCACCACUAUGAGCUGCCAGCCAUCCUCCGACAGAUCAGAAUCCAGGAGAUGCUGCUGCAGAACCAGCAGGUGGGUCAGGGCACCCAAACGACUCUCCAAGACAACCUCAACAACAACACUACCCCAGCUGGGGCAGAGGUGGGCAGCCACCGGCCCCACCUGGCUGCUGGCCCCUCUGAAGAGAGCAGCAGCCCAGCAGCUCUGGCUCCUGGUGAGGCCUCCAGUGUCAUCAGCACCGCCGCAGCCUCUUCUGUUGGGAGCGACCUGAACUGGGUUGCUGAGACAGCUGCCAUCGUCACGGAGGCCUCAUUUCUUUCUGACCUGAGCUCUUCUCUCCUGGAGCCAAAUGUGGUGCACGAAGCUGUGGCUGCUGGGAGCCCUCAGGAUGCUGCUGCUGCUUCCAGUUUGGUCGCACGCAUCAGGGUGAGCAGCGACCACCCGGACACUGCUGUGGGCUCCAUCACCAUUGAGGUCACUUCAGCAUCUGUGGUUGCUGCUGCAGAUGGUCCCACUGCUGCAGCUUCACCCCCCAUCUCUGUGCAGGAGGAUGGGGCCUCCAUCCCCAGCCCUUCCCCUGCUGAUGAGCAGACUGAGGCUGUGGAGAGCUCAGACAGCCAAGCAAAACCCAGUGGCAAGAACUGCAUUGCGAAUGGCAGUGUGGCAGAAUCCCCUCCAGCCUUUGUGGACAACACUGAUCAGGACAAACUCUUGGGCUGCACUCUUGGGGACCGGGGGGAAAGCGGCCCUUGCCCAGCACCAGCAGAUAGUACAGCCAGCUCCAGGCCUUGCUCGGAGCCAGACUUAAGGAGCCUGUCUUGAGUCCUUGUUAUUGUCACUCUGGACUGCCAGGAAGGCAUUUGGAUUUCGUUUGUUACUAUUUCUCACUUCACCAUCAUCCUUAACCCAUGAAUUCCUCUUAACGGAGGCAGAGCAGCUGGGACAGAGAGAAGAUGCUGCAGUGAACUCCCCAGAGAACAGCACACGUGUGCAUGUAUGAGGCUGGCACACAUGGGACUGCUCAGGGCCAGAUUCUCCCUGCAGUGAGGAGAGAGUUAAGGGCAUGUUUGCUCCCUCUGCCUGCAAGGCACUGGGGGAUCCCUGUGCCACAGCUGAGGCUGUGGGUGAGCAGGCUGGCUGUCAUUGUGCUGUCACAGCUCUUCUUUGCCCCUUGAGGUUGUGUUGCAGUCCGGUUGUUGCUUGCAAACAUGAGCUGAUUUGUGACAAACCACGUGUGUGCACAGUGACCUUCUGGUUAGAAUAGCAGCUGUGGGUGAGCAGGGAGAGCAUCUUCAGCCACACCUGGGAGAGCAACCAGCAGCCAAGGACAAACAAAUCACAAUCCCUUUUGUAGGGGGAAAAGAAGCUCAGUACCUCCCUUCAACACUGGAGCUGCUCACAGCAGAGCAAAGCUGGGUAAUAACCAAAGCAGAAACUGCAUUUUAGCCCCAUUUCUUUUUUCUCCUGACAUUCAGCUUCCUUUAGUCAAUGGGUUUUGGGGGGGUGGGAGGGGAGAAGUGUGUCCAGGUCCAGCUUAGAGCAUCCACCCAAGGAAGGACGCAUUUGCACGUGGAAACAGUAAAGGAUUUAUUCAACCCUGGAGGAAUUCUGUCCCCUUGUGGCUCUGCAAGACCCUGGUGAGUUUGGCCCCUCUGGUGCAUAAAGUGGGAGCUCCUGCUAUGCCAAAGGCAAAUGGUACCAAUAAUAUCCUCUGGGAGCUGACAUGUAGCCUCAGUGUCUAUUUGGAGGAGGAGGAGGAGGACAGCAGCUCUGUCUCUGUACAGCUCUGCUUUGGGCACCUGCAGCUGCAGGUGAGGCUGGUUGUUUUUCAGUGCCUUGUCCCUUCAAUGGGACACGUUUGUGUUUUGAGAUCAGCCCCAUCCCUGAGGUGAGGUUGGCGUCGUGUUGGCUCAGCUGUCGCGUCAGGUGGUUUAGCAAAGAA
Coturnix japonica (Japanese quail) is the source of this 3591-nucleotide messenger RNA. It is a transcript of the gene TMEM259, whose product is annotated as transmembrane protein 259. NCBI's taxonomy places the organism in Eukaryota, Metazoa, Chordata, Aves, Galliformes, Phasianidae. Gene Ontology annotation, cellular component: endoplasmic reticulum. Gene Ontology annotation, biological process: positive regulation of ERAD pathway; response to endoplasmic reticulum stress. The record is from RefSeq and is a predicted model, not a curated record.